UGACAGCAAGCGAUCGUCAUUCGACACGGACACAGAGUGACACACAAGGCAAAACAAAAACAAGCGCGUGUGACAAAAACAGCGUUCGCCACGAUCCCCUGCAGCAUUGCUUUGGGAUGAGAAUGAUAGUCCAUGACCUCCAGCGCAACGGGAGCACUACUAGCAGCGGCCCUGCAUUCAAGCAUCCACCACACAUAACGACGGCUAUUUCGAACGGACACCCUGGGGAAUGAGCCACGAGAAAACUGGAAUCUGAUCCAUAAAUCACCAAAUCCGAAGGAAAGAGAAAACAUACCGGCACGAGUUAAGGGUGGAAAAUAAAUAAUGCUACAAAAAACGGUGAAAUAAAAGAACAAACGACAAACGGUACAAGAGCAAACGAGCAAAGAGAGAAAAGAGAAUCGGGAAUCAAGAUAAGCUUCACGAAAGAGGAGCAUGGGUAAAGGUGAAACCCGAACGAGCUAUGAACAGUAGAACGAAAAACGAAAAAACGGAAUUGAUAGUAAUUAGACGCGAUUUCGACGAUCAUCGAGCUUCAAGUUUAAGGAAGGGAAAAAUAUUUCCUUACCAAAACAUCACCCGAAGGCACCGGACAUCCGGAGCGUAAUUGUGUUUAGCAAUUGUGUAAAGGGAUAAGUGCAGUGUGUGUUUUAUCGUACGUGAGGUGUUUAAACACCUGUACAGUGCGUGCUGGAGAGUGUUUGUCGAUUGACAGCAAUAAUUAAAAUAUCCAUACGACCAGAUCGUGUGUGCGAGUGAAUAAUUGUGUAUAUAACUGUGACGCGAGAGUGCUGGAAAACCUAUCAAAGAUCUUACUACUGCCCAUCCACUUAUUCGUAUUGAACAUCGUUAUUGUAUAAAGCUGGCUGGAACUCUCUGUCUACUGAAAUUUUAUUCAAGAGAUACACCUGCGGCAGUAACUAUUGAGAUUGUCCAAUCAAGUCAUGCGCCAGUGGCUGCAGUUAGGGCGGGAAAUUUGAACCAACUAUAAAAACGAGGAAUCGAACGAACAUAACGACUUUAACGUUAUCAAUGAAACAUAAAACGAUAACCCUGACCAGGAGGAAGAUGGAGUUAUGCUGUUGGUGUCUGCUGCUAGCAGUUUUAGCAACGGACGCAUUACCAAUCACUUCAAAACCUCUGGACAACAAUCCGGACCAUCUGACGUGGGAGGCUGCAUGGCUAUCCGAGGACAACCGAGCAUCGAUGCCUCUCGGAGGAAAGUCCAAAAAAAUCACUCCCAAAUCGAUCUUUAUCACACCGUUCCUCAACAGUUACAACACGUCUUCGUGCCCACCAGAUUACAAGGUGGACUACAACGGCAAAUGUAUUCAGGUGGUGAGCAUCAACACGGCGGACAUCCUGGUGACGAAGCUUCAAAGUCUUUUCUCACAGCAUGGGGACGGUGGCAACAACGGUGGAGGUACUGGAGAAGAUGACUACGAUUAUGAUUAUGAUUCUACGGGACCGUUCCACGUUAAUCUUCCACUCAGCAUUGAUUUACCGCCGGAACCACCACAACCACCCAUCGGUCAAGCAACAUCCAACCUGACAUACCAAGAUAUCCCCCAACCAAGUUUCUACGAUAGUGCCAUGGUAGAGAUUGCAACAGUUGAUCAGGAUAAAGCAAAAAUAACAACCGUAUCGGUUAGUGAUCCAGAAAACCCAUCCUCCUCCGUAAAGCCCUUUCUUGCCACGUCCACCCCCAGUACACCAGAACCGGCACAGGUGGACCAUAGACUCGCCGACAGUACGCACUCCAACAUUUCCUUUCUCGCGUUUGAAACCCUUCCCAACGGAACACUGGUUGGUCAGGUCGAACUGGAAGGAAAAAAUAGUACGAUGGUGCAGAGUAUUUUUGUUUCAUCCACUACAACUGCUAUACCGAUGGCCGACAGUGGCAGCACAGCGGAGUCUACAGUCAUUGAGCUCGCUAGUAACACCGGUACAACAACUAAUCGUGAUGCUGAUACAACUUUUGCGGAUGGUGAUGCAGUAACGAGCACAGUGCUAUUCACACAGGAUAUGUUAACGACUACGACAGUGCAAGGUGACGGUAUUGGAAACAACCACACAGAAAAGGAAGAAGAUGAUUCAAUAAUCACUACUACAGACGUCAGUAGUAUGAAUGCGACGACUACUACCGAACAGAAUGAAUUGGACUUGGAGCGGAUGAAUCUGGAGAUGGAAGAGGAGUUAUUGUUAGUAGACAGUCAUCGUAGUUCACCAAGUCCAUCAGCUCUAUCCACUACGAACGUUUUUGAGAUAGAACCGAACAUACUUCCAACAGUUGAAAUGGUUCCAAGCGACGAACCAAAAAUCGUCAGCAAAGAUCCGGAACCUGUUACAGUGAGCACAACAUUCCCUCCUCCUAUACAUGCAUAUGUGGCAAUACCUACAAAUCCUUCAGUUCAGAUCAUUACACCGAUCAAGGGUAAUUGGGAUCUGGGAAUCAAAAGUGGAUCAGCACACCCGAUUGCUGCUAGCCAUCCUAUUCUACACGAUCGUACAACACGUGCCACACCGGAAACAACCACACUAGCGAUUAAUGUGGAGAGAUCGACCCAGAAACCGACCGACCAGACGGUACAACAAGACUCUCUGGAUGAUAGGGAAAACAAUGAAGGAGUUGGCCGUCAGGAGGCUCAGCAUGCAAUGCGUGGAGUAAGCGGGGCUAGUAAUAGUGUUGUGCAUUAUCAUUUUCCUGUAUCAACGCUCGCUUCUACUAAUGAGCUGAGUGUAUCCUCCCUCGAAUUUGAAAUCACAACUGCCAAUAGCAUUCUGCAGGUUCUGCCAAUCGCCUCAACUCCGCCUGGUAGUAAUAAUAAGAAUUAUCUAGAGCAGUUACGUAAAAUAAAUGAAAUCGUAGCUGAAAAGCGACGUCACCAGCAGCUACAAGAGCAUCAUUUCGGUGCAGGUUCUUCUAGUACGCGCAUACGAUUCCCAUCGCAAGAUGAAGAACAAAUGUCUAGUGCCGCGAGUAACAAUUUUCCACAAAAAGCAAGCGGUGUUCGUUUUCCCGGUACGGCUACAAACCGUUUUACACCAUCUAGCAGCAUUCGUCUUCCGGAUAUCUUCCCCAAGAAGUCACCGGACACUACGACGCAACGUCCCGCCUUCUGGUGGCUCCCAUCUGGGUGGGAGGUUGACCAAACUGGCAACAAACCGAUGUUACUGCGUUUUUGGUCCCGAAUGCCACUAGUACGGGACAGCGCACUGCAGUCAACAUCGUCUUCAAACACGGGAAAUGUCAACCACGAUCCUAUUGAUACUUCUACUGAAACUAGCAACAAUCGAUGGCGUUCGGCAACAGGCUUUUAUCAGCAACAGCAGGCAACAGGUACAUCACACCCGCUAGCAACAGCGCGAGGCAACUCGAAGAGUCCAACCGAAAAUUUUUACAAGGAGGUUUCCGCUCAGGAGGUUUAUAAGGUGAUGAACGCACGACAGUUGAACCACAAUCAUCAGAGAUAAGUCAGUAAGUUUUCUCUUUUGUCUCCAAACUCCACAAAUCCCCAAAAGCCUUUUUCUUUGCCAGUGCGUCAAACGUCCUCAGGCUUGGGGACGCAGCACGCACGGGGAAAGGAACAAGGCAACCUUUACCAAAGUCCAUACCAGCAGGCUUCGCAAGUCCAGCUUUAAGUAUUACGUAAUAUGUCCAUGUCUAUCAGGCGCUACUCCCACGGGAUGCUAAAAGAUUUUCAGUGUAAGUUAGGGCACGUGUGCGUAUGUGUGUCUGUACAGGUUGGAAAUGAGAUCAGAUUGUCGUUGUUGUUCAGGUUUGCCGUUGCUGCAAUGAGGUUAAGGGAAGAUAGUAAUCUAACCAUUACGACGUGUAAUUUUCCCGUCUCAUUUGAUCUUUCAGCACCACUCUGCUAACAGAUCGUCCUCCAUAGCUUCCUACAUGACAAAUCAGACAAUCUGUGAUAUUGCGUUGCAAAGUUGCUGUCUUAUCUAACGUAAGAACUUGUGGUAAACUUUUUGCA
Anopheles moucheti is the source of this 3986-nucleotide messenger RNA. RefSeq names its product protein folded gastrulation. The coding region runs from base 1033 to 3474 and encodes 813 amino acids. Lineage: Eukaryota; Metazoa; Arthropoda; Insecta; Diptera; Culicidae. The record is from RefSeq and is a predicted model, not a curated record. The transcript is spliced from 3 exons.